Molecule: messenger RNA, 471 nt
Organism: Diabrotica virgifera virgifera (western corn rootworm)
Lineage: Eukaryota; Metazoa; Arthropoda; Insecta; Coleoptera; Chrysomelidae
Product: cilia- and flagella-associated protein 251-like
Exons: 1
Coding region: 1-471 (156 amino acids)
Source: RefSeq, a predicted model, not a curated record
AUGAAUCCAAAUCAAACAAAGAAAGCAAAGAGGGAAGACGAAGACGACCAAACGCAAACGAACAAGGAUAACGCUACAGGUAAAAAUGUGAAUAGGGAAGAACAGCCGCUAGACGGCAAAGUAGACGAAGAAGAGCAGAGAAAAUUCGAAUUGGAACUAUUGAAUUGGCAUAGUCAGCAGCCAAAAAUGAACAGAUCGGGUGCCCAAAAACACUCGACACUGGUAGGGGAGGAGAUUCUAGGAGAAAUACAUAGGGAAGAAGAAGAAGAAGAAAAAGAAGAUGGAGGCAAAAGAGAGGAAGGUUCCUCGGCAGAAAUUGUAGAGAAUGCAGAAGCAGAAGCUGAAGGAAAAAAAGAAAGCCAAGGGGAAGCAGGAUGGCAGGAUAUAGAAGAAAGCAUCCUGGCAACUUUCCUGUUCGAUGAGGGGGAAAGAAUCGAAAUGCAACAAGUAAAAAAAAAGAAAGGGGGAUAG